AUGAGGCAGGAUGGGCUUCCUGGGCAGGCUGCUGGAUUUGGCGUUAGAGAUGUGGACGGGUCUGCUGGUAUGACAGAGUUCCAGGUGCUCCUAAAUGCCACCGCCGCACACUUUGGAUUCAAGCCGACGUACAGGAGGGUCUGGAUGGCGAAGCAGAAGGUUGUUGCCGUCAUCUAUGGUGACUGGGAUGAGUCGUACAACGAGCUCCCUAGGUGGGUGUUAGGAGUCCAGUUGACCAUGCCUGGUUCAGUAGCAGUCCUUCGGACAUGCCCUGUUCGAGUUGGGGGCCAGUUAGACGAGUCUCAUGCUUAUUUUCAUAGGCUGUUCUGGACAUUCCCACCUUGUAUCGAGGACGGGAACUCCAACAUACUCCCUGUGGCAUUUGUACUAGUUGAGGGUGAGAAUGCUGAUUCGUGGUCCUUCUUUCUCUCUCACCUCCGUCAGCACGUCACACCGCAGCCAGGUCUGCUAGUUAUUUCGGACAGGCAUAACGGCAUCAAGGCCGCGCUUGAGGCUCCUGAUGGGGGAUGGCUACCUCCGGCUGCAUACCGAGCAUUCUGCAUUCGACACGUAGCAGCCAAUUUCGCCCUCACCUUCAAGGGCGAAGACGCUCGGAGGCUUCUUGUGAAUGCCGCAUAUGCAAAGACCGAAGUGGAGUUCGAUUACUGGUUUGACAUUCUGCGCUCUGAGAAUCCGGCGAUGUGUGACUGGGCGAACAGGAUUGAGUAUUCAUUGUGGACACAAUAUUGUGAUGAGGAGCACAGAUUCGGACACAUGACGACCAAUAUCUCUGAGUGUGUGAGCUCAAUCCUUAAGGGUGUUAGGAACCUCCCUGUGUGCUCGUUGGUGAAGGCCACAUAUGGCAGGUUGGCUGAACUAUUUGUCUGCAAUGGGGAGGGAGGCAUAGGCCUAGCUAGGUACCGGACAACAAUUCAGUCAAUACCUGGUAAAGUGUAUCGAGGCCUAUCUGAAGACGGCUAG
Arachis ipaensis is the source of this 981-nucleotide messenger RNA. RefSeq lists its product as uncharacterized. NCBI's taxonomy places the organism in Eukaryota, Viridiplantae, Streptophyta, Magnoliopsida, Fabales, Fabaceae. The record is from RefSeq and is a predicted model, not a curated record.